Exophiala bonariae is the source of this 1866-nucleotide messenger RNA. RefSeq lists its product as uncharacterized. The coding region runs from base 1 to 1866 and encodes 621 amino acids. The transcript has 4 exons. The record is from RefSeq and is a predicted model, not a curated record. Lineage: Eukaryota; Fungi; Ascomycota; Eurotiomycetes; Chaetothyriales; Herpotrichiellaceae.
AUGGCGUCAACCGAGAAGACCUUCCGGGCGGAAGCCAUAUACCCAAUCGGCGACCCACCCUUUACCCAGUUUGCUAGCCGAAGAAGUGUUGUGCACAGUACUAAAGGCAUGGUGGCAUGUACGCAACCAUUGGCCUCAGAAGCCGGUCAGAGAAUCUUGAAGAUGGGUGGAAAUGCAGCGGACGCUGCUGUGGCUACCGCUGCUGCCCUGAACGUCACCGAACCAUCUUCAACAGGCAUCGGAGGAGACAUGUUCUGUCUGUUUUUCGAUGCGAAGACCAAAAAGGUUCAUGCCCUCAAUGGCUCCGGUCGAAGUGCAAAGAACACAACUCUGGAACAAGUCAGGAAAGAACUUGAUCUGCCAUCUAGCACACGUGCCAAAAUACCAACCAAGAGUGCGCUCGCUGUGACUGUUCCAGGUGCUCCGGCUGGUUGGGUUGACACCGUGGAGAAAUUCGGCAGUGGAAAGUUGACACUUGAGCAAAUCCUGACACCCGCGAUCGAGCUGGCUGAGGAGGGAUUCCCAGUCUCGGAGUUGUCUGCAUCGUUUUGGAAAGCGGGCGAAGAUAGUCUCAGAAACGCAUCCCCAAACUUCCGAGAACUCCUCAAGAAAGACAAGAGUGCAGAGCACUUUGUCCGAGCUCCCAGAGCAGGCGAGAUUAUGCGAAAUCCGACUCUUGGGAAAACUUUCCGCGCCUUGGCCGCAGAAGGAAAAAAGGGAUUUUACACCGGCCGGAUUGCCCAGUCCAUUGUUGACGUUCUCAAACCUCUUGGCGGUCAUAUCGAACUCGAAGACUUGGAAGAGCACAUGAAACGUGGCGCAGAAGAGACCACCCCCAUAUCUUUGAAAUUCCGAGGUCAGAACAUCAAAAACACUGCUGCGCAAAGAGUGACGAACGGAACCUCUGAUGGCCACUUUGUGGAGCUGUGGGAGCAUCCACCCAAUGGACAAGGUAUUGUGGCGCUCAUGGCGCUAGGUAUUUUGGAGGAGCUCGAGUUGAGCAAGAAAAUCCAGACUUUUGCCUUGGAAGAUCACAAUAGUGCACCGUACCUGCAUGCAAUCAUCGAGGCCUUGCAGAUCGCGUUCGCAGAUGCCAGUUGGUGGGUCACAGAUCCUGAACAUAGUCCUGUCAAACCGGCAGAGCUACUGUCACGUUCAUAUCUUGCUGAACGCGCCAAGCUCUUUGAGAAGGAUAAGGCUGGGCAACAUCUGAAAGGACAACCACCCAGCCCGGCACAAAAUCAUUGCGACACCGUCUACUUUGCCGUGGCAGACAAGGAAGGGAAUGGAAUGAGUUUCAUCAAUUCCGUGUAUGACGGGUUCGGUUCCAACAUCAUUCCUCAGGGAUGUGGCUUCACGCUGCAGAAUCGAGGAUCCAACUUCGACUUGGGUCCCGACAAUCACCCGAAUAUCUACAAAGGUGGAAAGAAACCAUACCACACUAUCAUUCCUGGACUACUGACGAACGGCGAGGAAGGCGAAAGACAGCUUCAUUCGGUGUUUGGCGUCAUGGGAGGCUUCAUGCAACCCCAGGGCCACGUACAAGUGCUCUUGAACAUGGAGGUGUUCGGCAUGAACCCGCAACAGGCUCUAGAUGCGCCAAGAAUCUGCAUUGGUGCUGGUUUGCCGUCGAAUGACAGCGAGGAUGUCAGUAUGGGGACGGUCUAUAUCGAGGAGGGAAUCAGCGAUGAGGUGGUGAGGGCUCUGCGGCAGUUUGGGCAUGAUGUUGAGGUGCUCGGCGGUUGGGGCAGAGGAAGGUUCGGACGAGGACAGAUUAUCAGAAGACACGUCGACGAGGAAACCCGCAUUCCAGUGUACAGUGGUGGCAGUGAUUUGAGAGGCGAUGGAUGUGCUUUGCCUGGGUAA